AUGGAUAACUCACAACCUCGGAAUCGACGACUCGUAACCUAUGGUUCUACUGCCAAAAGUCAACCUCCAUCGACUACCGAAAAGCCUAUGCGCUCAUCUGACACUAGAGCAACUCCCAAAGAAAUGCCCUUGCCGAGGUCGUCGCGUCUCUCACGGCCAUUGUACACCAAGUCGCAGCGCGACAAAAAUGGGGAUAAACCGUCUGGACCGGUAGAAACGACCAGGACUCGAGGUCUUGCACAACCAAAACCCAUUACAGAAUCUAACGUGUAUGACUUCCCUUCUUCAGAUGAUGAGCAGAUGUCCAUGGUCCAGAGAAAGCGAAGGCGAUAUAGCCCCGAAGGAAACAAGGCCGUUCUUGCGACUACGCGAUCGGAGAAGCCAAGCAAGCCAGAAAAUGGGGAUAAUAACAUGUCACCCCAAACGGGGAAGAGGAUGCCCGAUCGCCGGAGGCCAUUGGCCAAAAUGCCAGAACCCGAUCAGGAGACAAGCUCCGUGAGAUCGCCAAGGAGAGGGAGGUCUGUGCGUAGCCAGCCUAAGGUAUCUGCUCUCGAGCAUGAAACGAGUGUAUCAAACGAUGAGAGCAUAGAGGAUGCAGCGUCCAUGCGAAAGAGCUCGCCGGACAUCAACCAGGGCUAUACUACUAAAGCGAACAUCACCCCUGGUCGGAAAAGACUGAUUGACUCGCUCGGGAUCACCGAAGACCCGGUUAUAACUUCUCCAGAAGUUGGAACUUCAACAGAGGGCCUCGCUGAUAGCCAGCCGUCUCCGAACCCAACCUCUCCUGACCGAGCUUCACCAAGUGCGACUGUAAAUGAGGGUCCCGCCGAAAGUCACAUUCAGGGCUCCCCCGCCUCACUCCCUUCUCAUUUACGAGGUUCCCGGGUCACGUAUGCACGUCAGCGUUCUUUUUUGGAUGAUAUGAUUACGCCAGAGGAUCUUUCGAUGGACAAUGCUUCUGGUCCGAAGCACCGCUCUCAGUCUGUUCAACGCCAGCUGAAUUAUGAGGCUACUUCCACAGCCCGCUUAAUCGUGCCAAAUGAGGAUACCAACGAGGAUGGAUCUGUCCGAAGUAUUCAUGAACUUAGACAAGCUGGAGGAAACGCCCGUUACCGAGGCGCCGUCGAGUCUAUCUUCGAGGAUAUCGAAGAUCCGCAAAACUCGUUGAUGGGUCGAUGCAGUGCCUUCCUCCAACUGUGUGGCAAACUUCUGGAUACUGGACUCAAACGACGGUUUGUCGAAUGCAAUUUUGACAAAAGGCUUGUGGAUUGUCUGUCCAUGGAUCUCCAGGUAAUCCCCACUAUCCUGGCUUUCUGUGCCUACGCACUGGGUUCAUCAGACGGACACAUGUCUUAUGUUCUUGCAACUUCCGCGUGGCCUAAGCUUCUAGAUGCAUCGCCUGCCUUAUUGAGCAUGCAAGACGAUAUACUAGUGGCCGCAAAAGCUCAAGCCGGCGGACUUUCUCGGCCCUUGCAAAAGACACUUGGGAAUACCAUUCCACAGAUAGCCGCUAUGUUAUUUCCUGGCACUACCUUGUCGAAACUAUCCCCGUGCAUUUUGGCAUUGUACUGCCUGCAAUCCACAAUUUCCACAAUGCAAACCAAAGGCGAGAGCCCUAGCCUUUCCACAUCUCUUCUGAAACCGUUGGUACAAGCGCUUGUGUCCGAAAGCCAACGUUGUAUUUCGUUGGAGAAUAUACACCCGGAGAGUUCUCAGAUACUGUGCAUGGGCUUUUCAAUCUUGGAAGCUUCUACUGCAUUGGCUGAGUCGUUCACAAAAGAGCAUUGGGAUAUUCUAGACCCGCUCUCUGAGCUGCAUAACCUUCUCUGUUUGGAGCCGGGCACUGUCAGCCAAAUACAACCUCUCUACAUCCGACUUAUCUUAAACAUCACCAACAGCAACCCCCUUCUCUGUGAUAGAUUUGCAACCCCGGAGAUGGUCGGGGGGCUGGUUCACAUUGUCUCUGCGAACUUCGGUGAUUUGACUGAAGAUGCGCUUGGGCAAGCGAACAAUUCUCUGGACAGCGUGAUAUUGGCGCUUGGCGCACUUAUCAACCUGACUGAACAAAGUGAAGCAUCAAGAUCGAUUUUUCUUCGCUCUGCUGGUUCCUCAAGGACUUUCCUUGAUCAACUCUUGCAUUUAUUUAUGACUCAUGUCGAUUCCAUCUCCACGGCUCAUUCGGUCUUGGAAGUACACCAUAAUGUCGCCGUGGGAUAUUUGGCCGUCCUUUUGCUAACACUCAGUUUGGAUCCUGAGCCUCGAUCUAAAAUUAAGAGCUCACUCGCUCCCAAGGGAUUGACAGCGGUAAUAUCUACCGUUGAUGAGUUCCUGCAAUAUCAUCAGAAGAUUGAACAAGAGAUCUCCACUUUUCCAACCCAGGGACAACCGGCGAGUGGGUUCCUGUCCAGGUUACAAGAACUUAUCACUCGGAUUCGACUGGCAGAGCAAUGA
Molecule: messenger RNA, 2451 nt
Organism: Penicillium griseofulvum
Lineage: Eukaryota; Fungi; Ascomycota; Eurotiomycetes; Eurotiales; Aspergillaceae
Product: WAPL family protein
Exons: 2
Coding region: 1-2451 (816 amino acids)
Source: RefSeq, a predicted model, not a curated record